UCAGCUGCACAAACUUACAUGUUAAACUUCUCCAAAGAUAAAAUACAGGCCCUUCUGUCUGAUCACAACUUUUACUGGUGGCUCAUAUUUCAAGUUCAUUUCCUUGCAAAGUCUUUAUUUUGGAUUAAAGUGGGAUCUGUGACCAGGCAGAUCACUUGUUUAUUCUUAGCAUUUGGAUUUCACUGACAUUCCUGUCAUGUAGAAAAAUAGAAAUAUCUUUGCAUUGAUUCAGCUAAACUAACUGCAGACACUGAGAGGCGUAAAGUUCAACAAAUGCUGUUUUUAUUUACUUCACUGGUGACAUCAGUAGAUGCUUGCAGUGAAACCACCACUGCAAAUAUUUAUGCAUUAAAGUAUCGCAACUGAAAACUCCCUACAAACGUCCACUUCUAACACCACAAACAUUGUCCAGAGGAAAUGAUAUUAGCUGAACAUAAAAACAUACACAUAUGUAACUCAUCAAGACACACAAAAAUGUAAUUGACACCCAUGACCAAAAUCCAACAGGAAGUCAGCCAUUUUGAACUAUAUGUUAUAUGUUUUGACGAUUUUGGGUCAUUUUUAGACAUUUUCAAAAGCUAUAAACUCAAACAGGGUAACACCGAGAGAGAUGAAAUUCGGCCAGGAUGUACUACACACAUGGGUGAUCAAAAGUUAUCAAAAUGCUCCGCAAAAGUCUGAGGGCGUGGCCAUGGCGGCCUCCUGAACUUUGAUGCUUCGCCAUGAAAUAUCAACUGCUGUGUAACCGCCCUAAACAUGCUCCAAUCUGCCUCAAACUUUACAUGUAUGAUCAGAGUCCCGCCCUGAUGACAUUCACAUGCUGAAAUACAGCCACAGUCAUAGCGCCACCUGGUGGAUAGAAGGAAAAGCUCUAUAACUAGCCUGUACAUGGUCCGAUCUGCCUGAAAUUUUAUAUGUGGAAUCACAGUCUGACCCUGAUCACAUCCAUUGGCCAAUAUACACUCUCGGUCGCAGCGCCACCUGGUGGAUGGACAGGAAGAGCUCUGUAAGUAGCCUGAACAUGCUCCAGUCUGCCUGAAAUUUUACGGCUGUGAUCAGAGUCCAGCCCUCAUCGCAUCCAUAGGCCGACAUGCACUUUUGGUCGCAGCGCCACCUGGUGGACAUGCGUGGAUUCGCCGGCCAGCAAGGAUGCGAGGACCCGUCCAACGCUGCUUGCAGCUUUAAUUAGUUUGUGUGCAGUUAGAAAAUUACUGACGGAAACGGUGUCUGGAAAAACGCAAAACGGGUGAAGAUUCAUCAGGACCUAAAAACUCCGGCUAUACCUCGAGAGUUACCUUAAAUUUGGUUUUAUUAAAGGACAAGACAGAAUUAUGUUAUUUGUGGUGAAAUGCUCACAAAUGACAGCACGAAGCCAGCGAAUUACGGCGACGUCAGGAAACAAAACACAGUUCGGUAAAGUCGGAAAGAUUUUCACAAAUUCGAAUUUCCGGCAUCAAUAACUCAUUAAAUAUACGUUGUCUAAACAUGAACGAUGCCUCUUUUCCAUCGUUGUAAGGUAGACAAUGUACUACAAGCCCAGGUAAAUCAAAAGUAGCUGUCUUUCGAGCCGCAGAAAUAACAUAGGUGUCUAUGAGCAGCCGGCUGUGUGACGAGUGAACAGGGACUGUAUGCAAAAUGCAAAACCGCUGCAAACAGCGAAGAGACACAAAUAUUCAACAAAUUUACUGCAGUCAGCAACUGACUCCUGCUGGUCAUACUACAACUCUUGGUUUGAUAUUAAGGCGCCGCGCUGGGGUGCAGCUUAUAGUGGGGGCUCCAAGUCAAACAGGUUGGGAACCACUGCCCUAGAAGACGCGUUUGACGCUAUCUUUGGGGGCACUUGAAGGCCAUGGUGUAUCAGGUGAAGAUACGCGACAUAAAUCAUCUCAAGGAACGUAUCACCAACGCCAUUUCAAGCAUAACUUCAACUGUGCUAAUGCAAGUUUAUCAACAGUGGAAAACACGUAUUAAUAUGUGUUUUCGAAACAAUGGUAAUCAUAUAGAGCACAUCAUAUCAAUAAAAAUGGUUGUCCAACAUAAAAUGUUUAUUUUUCCUAUGUAUGGAAACUUAUGGCCCACCCUGUAUAACUGUAAUGAAUAUAAACAACAGAGACUACCACAUGAGCACCUUGUCAGACGAGUGUCUUUUUUAAUCUUCAUAUGGUUUGAGGGCUGGCCUGGUGUUGUAGUUGCUUUAUGCGAUCACAUCAAAGGAACAUACAGUUCAAACGUGCUUCACUUUUUCUUUUACGUUUGGUCCUCUAUGUAUGAACUGUGACCUGGUUCUGAAGUCAAGGAAAAUGAAAAGUGGCAUCUCAAACUUGGUUCUGGUAAAUUAAGUUACUCCGAUGAAGGCAUCUGUGCAAAUGUCAAUAUAUAUGAUUUGGAGUUAAACACCUUGUUCUCCAUAUCAGUCUACAUUCAGUAAUUCAAAACCACAAAGUAAGACACAGUUUUCACAUUUUUUUUCAGAAAUUUAAUACAAAUCAAAAAAACUGAAAACUCUCGUCUAAAUAAGUUUUCAGACUCUUAUUUUAGUUUAUAGAGGGCCCUUCUACAGUUUUGCAUGACUUGAUUUGAACAGGUUAUCAUAUUUUUCCCUGCAAAUCCUUGAAAACUUUGUCAGACUGGAUGGAAAUCUACAAAAUAAAAGUGCAUAUAAAGUGAAGGGGUCUGAAUACUUCUUGAAGCAAGUGCAUGUCACAGAUGUUACUAUGGCAACAUGAGCUCUGUGAGUGGUUUUACAUUGCCGGAUUUAAAAAAACACAUGGGAUAAUUUAUAAUCCUACGUUCUUUCGACUCUGUACAUUGUGUUCAGUUUACCAAUGCUAGAAUUUUACAUGGCACCAGGCUCACUGUGCUCGUGUAAUUAAUUAUAAUGAUAAUAAUAAUUAAAGCUUUUAAGAAGAAAAUGUUGUUUAAGUUACAGCUAUUCUGCGCAUUCUGUCUCUCACACGUACAGAAAGGAAGUCCGUGUUAGCCGCUUUUAUUCUGAAGGAAGAGGAUCGGAUGUUUUUUAUGUGUCGCGCGGAAUAUGAAGUAGCUUCAAAAUAGCACCUUGAGAUUUUAUUUUUCAGCUAAUAUGCGAACAGAAAUUCUGCGAGGUAACACAUGCGGUAGCUAAGUAAAAAACAAAAAAGCUGGUCGUGGUUUGUUUUAAUUAAACGCUCUACUCGGAAACGACUUCACGAAAGUCUAAGCUACCGGCUAAUGCUAGCUAGCUAACCACCGAGCUAGUUGUCAACAUCAAAAUGUAAUUGAUGAAUCUCCGCCACACCCGAACGGAGAACUGUAGAGAGGAGCUCUACACAUUUUACAGCUCUAAUGGAGAUAAACUGACUCGACAUUCCUCCUGCUUUAGCUGUUUCCUAGAAACGUGCCUCAAAUCAAAUCUAAACGGAUAAAGCCUUGUCCGGUUGCAUUUACAACAUGAAGCAGACAAAUGCAGGUGCUGGAAAAAGUGGGGUUUUGAUGUCAGAUUUAGAUAAUGCUACAUCUGCCUGAGUCCCUUUGGACAGCAGACGAGGGGUCUCUGGACAACUGCCAGCAUGUCUUUUGUCUUGAAUGUAUCCAGCGGUGGUCUCAGACAGCCAACACCUUCCCAGUGGAUCGGAUCAGUUUUGCUUUCAUCUACCAGAGACAGUGCCCUGGAGGGGACGUACAAAAGGAGAUCAAAAUUAGUUCACGGAAGCAGGAGGAUGAUGAGGAGGAGGAGGAGGAAGAGAGCAAUACUGUUGUCUGUGAGGAAUGUGGAUGUAGCAAUCAGGAGCACCAGAUGCUGGUGUGCAGCUGCUGUGAUUCAGGGUAUCACGUGGACUGUUUGACAUCACCAUUUAACAGAAGCCCUGAAGAUUUCUGGAUUUGUCCUGAGUGUGUGCUCAUACCUUAUUAUACAGGCAGCACCAUUGAGGAGGAGAUCAGUGAUGGAGAACUAGCAGACCUCCUUGCUGAUGUGGAUGAAACUUCAUUGACCAGCAGCUGCCUUCGGCCCGUGAUUCGUCCCAGCAGCUCCACUGAAAGACGACGCAGCGCCAGAAUCCAGAGCAGAGCCAGCAGGAGUCCAAGUGGUCGCCUCCAAACCUGAGUACCAAGAGUUUAUUUAAUGAGCUGCUAAUGUGAGGAUUUCACAUGAUCAACUUUAUUUUGGACAAAUAAGGUGUCCAUCUGAAUAAUUCUGCAAAGAUUUAUGUGUGCAUAAUAGUAGUAUGACUGAAACGCCACAAUGUUUGUAUCGGUACAUGAUAUUAGUCACAAAUAAAUAUUUUGUACGAAAUCAAAAUCAA
Messenger RNA from Amphiprion ocellaris (clown anemonefish), 4283 nucleotides. RefSeq names its product PHD and RING finger domain-containing protein 1-like. Gene Ontology annotation, molecular function: metal ion binding. The record is from RefSeq and is a predicted model, not a curated record. Bases 3488 to 4084 code for a protein of 198 amino acids. The transcript has 5 exons. Lineage: Eukaryota; Metazoa; Chordata; Actinopteri; Pomacentridae.